Messenger RNA from Lactuca virosa, 805 nucleotides. The record is from the annotation of a GenBank genome assembly. NCBI's taxonomy places the organism in Eukaryota, Viridiplantae, Streptophyta, Magnoliopsida, Asterales, Asteraceae.
AUGCUAUUGGUCGAUUGGCGUAGAGCGGAGGAGAAGCCGGCAAAUCAGGGGACGAUUGCUUCACGUAAUAACGGGAACGAGCCACAAGACAUGGAUCAAGAUCAAGGACACCAUGGCUCCAGUGUAGAUUUUUUUUCUUUGAAUACGUUGGCCAACGAUAUAAAUAGGUGUAUUGGGCCCAUGGUAAACAAGCUUGAAGAUCUGGGCACUCGCUUAAAACAUAUCGAGGUGGAGGUGAAUAAAUAUGCACCAAUGCAAGAUAAUGUGGUUGAGAUUCCUACAGAGGAGAAGCCAUCUCAUUACAACACAAACAUUGGUCUACCAACAUUCCCUGAGAAGUUUAAUCUUGAUGUCUUUUGCAAAUGGGUAAAGGAACUAGAAUUGUAUUUUGAGUAUCAUUGUGUUGCACAGCCAGAACAAGUAGAACUUGUAGUCAGCACAUUGCCACAGGAAGGAGAGGCUUUCAAAUGGUGGCAAGAUAUUCAAAAGCUAAACGAGAAAGUCUAUAAAAAUGAUCCCAUUUGGUGGGCAGAGAUGAAGGUGUUGUUUAUGGAUAAAUUCCUUUCUCCAUAGAUUGUUUUAUAGCCAAGGAAAAAUCCAUAAGUUUCCUUGUGUUGGCUAUCAAAUUUAUUUAUCUAAGGAAAUGGAAUUGCAUGUAUUGGAAUUUAAGGAAAAUUAAAAUCCCUAUCGGUUGUUUGCUAGAAAAUAGUUGGAUUAAGCAACUCUAUAUGUAUACUAGGGACAUUUUAAGGGCCGAUGGUAUUGUAAAAAACAGAUUUAAUGCAAAAAUUAGAAUUUAUUCACA